AUGGCUCCUGCUGACAUUCUCGUGGCCUCUCCAUCGAAUGGUAUCGUCGGACUUGAAAUGUGCUCGGCCACACCGCCUGACAACUGCAAGUCACCACACGCGCCUCGGCUGCUCCAACACGCAGGUCUUCGUGCACUCAAACAAAUUGCAGCAGACGACUCCGAUGUAACAAAAUCACAUGAAGCAACAACUACAAUGACCACGUCACCGAGAGAUUUGAAGUGCAAGCGGAAAUUUCAUUCACCCACGACGUCUGCAGGAAGUUUAGAUAAUGAAGACUCCGAAACAAGUCCUGACGAGCUUGAGGACUCGCAGCCGUCACCACCUUUGUCUGAAGACGCCGAGGAGAAGCCCAACACGCCAUCAAUUAAGUGCUUCGUAGCUAAAGGAAGAGAUCGUAAACGACGGAAAGUAGACGUGAUUGAAAGUGCGCUGAAGCGUUUUCAUGACGAAAAAGCCGAUCCUCCGCGUUGUGUUGAGUUUACAACUGUUUGUCAUCCCAUAAGUAAAAGUAAACGACAAGCGCCGAAACAGAUGCGUGUACAGAUUGGUGUGUCACUUGCACAAGGUGCACGUGCGUAUAUGGAAGAUCGAUACUCGGUUGUUGAGCGUUUGUUUAUAAAUGAAGAAGAUAAAGACUUUUCGCCAAGCUUGUUGGCAAUUUACGACGGACACAAUGGCGCGUAUGCAUCCGAGUAUGCACGUCGGCGCUUUAAGGAUCUACUUAGUGAGUGUGAAGAGCUGAUAGAGAUUAGUCGUCGCGCUCAGCUUGCAGAGAUGACGGAGGCUGACGUGAAGUCAAUUCGCGAGCUAUUAGUAGACGCAUUUGCGACUGUGGACGCGGAAAUUCUGCAACGCACUAUCAUAUUGAAUAAACGUGACGGAUCAACGGUAUUACUGGGUCUUUUAGUAGGUGGAAAGCUUUUUGUGGCAAAUCUUGGCGACUCGCGAGGCAUUUUGUCCCAAAUUGACCACAACGAAGAGGUGAAAAAAGUGUCCAGUGUCAUACGGCUUUCUGUUGAUCAUAAGCCCGAUCGUAGGGAAGAGACAGAACGUGUGGAAGAAGCUGGAGGAAAAGUGAUAUUUUCGGGAUGCUGGCGCGUAGCACACGAUCAAGUUUCAUUGCGUUUAGCUAUAAGUCGCUCAUUGGGUGACCACCCUCUGAAAUUGAAUUUACCGGAGUCGUGCUUAGCUCCUCUUGUCUCAGUAGUACCGGAUAUCCGAGUGCUGAACGUAGAAGCGGCCGGCGAGUAUCUCGUUUUUGCCAGUGAUGGUCUCUGGGACCGUCUGAGUGACGAUGACGCUGCCGCAAUUGUGCAUUCUAAGGUGGCGGAGUUUUGCUGGUCUGAGGAGUCAGCAAGUCCCACGAAUGCGACGAAAGAAGCCCUUCAGUUUGCUGCAAAUGCCCUUGUGGAAGCUGCGCUUUUAAAGCGUAGCAUGGACAAUAUCACGGCCAUGGUUAUAUUAUUCUCUCAAGUGUCUGACGAAGAGGCUUAA
Molecule: messenger RNA, 1497 nt
Organism: Plasmopara halstedii
Lineage: Eukaryota; Oomycota; Peronosporomycetes; Peronosporales; Peronosporaceae
Product: protein phosphatase 2c
Exons: 2
Coding region: 1-1497 (498 amino acids)
Biological process (GO): protein dephosphorylation
Cellular component (GO): nucleus; cytosol
Molecular function (GO): protein serine/threonine phosphatase activity
Source: RefSeq, a predicted model, not a curated record